GAAUAAGUUUAUGGCAAGUCCAGUCUUUCUUGCCUUGUAUGAGAAAUAACAGCAGCUGUCCUCUCAUUUUCUUGCUGGCACUAAUUUAAGGCUUAACUCAUAUAUUUAGUUGCCUCACUUGUAAAUUUUAAGGUUAUUAGCCCUUCAUCAAAAAAAUUUAAGGACAUUAUUAAUGCUAUCUGCAAUGAUGAUGACAUCAAAGCUAUUUCCUUUGAUGGUACAAGCACAGCUGGUGCUUACAUAUAUGCUAGAGCAUCAGCUAAAGUUAAACGUAUUCAGUGCAAUAUAUAGGAGCAAAAAACCAUGCUGUUGUCAUGCCCGAUGCAAGCGUGGAUGCUACCCUGAAUGCUCUGGUUACUGCUGGCUUUGGUGUAGCAGGACAAAAGUGCAUGGCCUUUAUCACAAUCAUUUUUGUUGGAGACUUAACUCCAUGGGAAGACAAACUGGUGGAGCGUGUGAAAGCACUUAAAGUAAAUGCUGGAACAGAACCUGAUACAGACCUUGGUCCUCUGAUUAGCAAGCAGGCAAAGGAGCACACAUGCAGAUUGAUUCAAUCAAGUAUUGAGAGGUGCAAAAUUACUGCUUGAUGGGAGAAACUUUAUGGUUGAAGGAUAUGAACAAGGGAACUUCAUUGGCCCCACGAUCUUAUCUGAUGUCAGGACCAACAUGGAUUGUUACAAGGUAUAUAAUGUCAUGUUCACAACAAACUUUGAUUUUGGAA
Rubroshorea leprosula is the source of this 721-nucleotide messenger RNA. The record is from the annotation of a GenBank genome assembly. Lineage: Eukaryota; Viridiplantae; Streptophyta; Magnoliopsida; Malvales; Dipterocarpaceae.